Messenger RNA from Magnolia sinica, 830 nucleotides. RefSeq names its product citrate-binding protein-like. The record is from RefSeq and is a predicted model, not a curated record. The transcript is spliced from 3 exons. Lineage: Eukaryota; Viridiplantae; Streptophyta; Magnoliopsida; Magnoliales; Magnoliaceae. Bases 1 to 705 code for a protein of 234 amino acids.
AUGGCAAUCAUUGGCAACAGGGAGAUCAUUGACAAUAACCAAGGGAAGGACACGAGUUCUAUCUUUCCCUUAGCCGUUGCGAGCAUCACACUUCUUUGGAUCCAUGGUGCAUUUGGUUGGGCUUCUAACGACCCAACUUAUGGGUUUGUCCCAGUUCCACUCAAUGACUCGAACUUCGACAUCCAAAAACCCUACAACCUGCCUGUAAGCGAGCGUUACAGCUUUGUAGAUGGAGUUCACAGGCUAUGGGUCUUAUCUACCGACAAGCCUAUGUCUAACACAACCAACAAUACAAGUCCUCGUACUGAGAUUCGUAUUCGUGGAUACGAUUAUUCUUCGGGGGUCUGGCAAUUUCAUGGGUAUGGAUAUGUGCCGAAUGGGACACCAGGUGUAUGCAUCAUGCAGCUCUUUGGUGCAAUUGGCCACGCCACAACUGUGAUGAUGAGGGUGUAUAAUGGUUCUCUAACUUACUACAGGUACCAGGUCGUUGUCCCUAAUAUCUACGAUCGGUGGUUCCGCCUCAAUGUCAUCCAUGACGUUGGUGCCAAAAGAGUUAGCAUUUUCAUCGAUGGGGUUCUAAAAUUAGAAGUGGACGAUCGUGGAGGGGCCUCUCAUUACUUCAAAUGUGGGGUUUAUGCACAGGGUAACCGUUCCCACUACAUGGAGUCUCGUUGGAAGGACAUCAAGGUCCUGAAAAAAAUGUGACUAACAUACCUGCUUGUGUCAUUGUGUAUUAUGGAGUGUGCUUAUAAAUGUAGUUUGGUUUAUCCUGUUUUAGCCUAUUAGUGGAAUAAGUCUUGUCCUGUACCAUGCAAGGGGUUUAUUGAAAU